Molecule: messenger RNA, 5011 nt
Organism: Pararge aegeria (speckled wood butterfly)
Lineage: Eukaryota; Metazoa; Arthropoda; Insecta; Lepidoptera; Nymphalidae
Gene: Iru
Product: E3 ubiquitin-protein ligase RNF115
Exons: 8
Coding region: 103-1458 (451 amino acids)
Biological process (GO): positive regulation of DNA-templated transcription; protein ubiquitination; ubiquitin-dependent protein catabolic process
Cellular component (GO): cytoplasm; nucleoplasm
Molecular function (GO): ubiquitin protein ligase activity
Source: RefSeq, a predicted model, not a curated record
AAAUGGCGAAUGAUAAAUUUUUGUUCAUUGAUUGAAAACGCAGUUCCUGUGUCAUAUUAUUUGUAAAAUAUUUGUGGGUGUUACUGUGAAUAAACAAUAAGAAUGGCCGAUGCUAUGGUAGAGCGUAGACCACCGUCACGGUUCUUUUGUCAUCGGUGUCUUGUGGAAUUCCAAGAUGUUGAACAGGAGUACAUAUGCCCCUAUUGUGAGGGUGGUUUCAUAGAGCAGCUUGAGGCAGAUUCAGAGGGGGUAAUUGCCGUACCCCGUGAUGACUACAGUGAUGCAGACAUGAGCAAUAUUGGGGAUAUGACUGUUGAUGAGAUGGGACUGGACAAUUCCGACGAGUUUAAUACAAGUAAUCCACCUAGGUUGAAUGACCUAGCAUUUUUAAUGUCUGGCGGACGUGUGCGCACGACCCUGCCAAGCAAUACAUCAGUGAACACUUCAACCAACAGUACAACUAAUACAACUACAUCAAAUGGCACCACCCCAGCCCCCCCGGUCGGUUUGCGAUCCACCGAUGCAUCACACAUGCUACGACGGGAUCCCAACCCCAAUCCAAACCGAAGUCCUACCCUUAUGGAGGAGUUGCUGUGGAUGAUCAGCGGCGGCAGGCCCCCCGCUGGGGCUAUGACGGCGGGCUCGCCAUUCGUGCUGGUCGGAACGCCAGGGGACUACGUACUGGGUGGCGAAGGGUUGGACGCCGUGGUGACGCAACUGCUGGGACAGCUUGAGCACACGGGCCCGCCGCCGCUGCCGCGCGACACGCUGGCGGCGCUGCCGACGCAGCAGGUCACGGCGGAGCAGGCCGCCGCCAGCACCGCCUGCUCCGUGUGCUGGGAGAACUUCCAGCAGGGCGAGACGGUGACCCGGUUGGAGUGUGAGCACUUCUUCCACCAGGCCUGCAUCACGCCUUGGCUGGAGCUGCACGCCACGUGCCCCAUCUGCCGCCGAUCCCUGAUGCCGCCCGACGCGCCUGCGCCCGCCACCACCGCGGCCGCGCCGACCAACGCCAGCUCCACCACCACCACCACCACCACCACCGCCGCCAACGCCGCCAACGCCGGCACCACCGCUGCCAACACUACCGCCGCCACCACCAACACCUUCACGCCGCCCAUCACCUUUACGCCGCCCAUCACUGUCGACACGCAGCGCAUUCGAUUACGUACUCCACUGUCAAGUCUCUUCGUAAAUACAACAACACCGCACAUCGUGAUCCAGCGCCGCGUGGGCGCUCUGCCUACACUUAUCCGGAGGAUCCCAUCGCAGACUCACACCUGGGACUCCUUGAACAGCUCCAGCACGUCAGGCUCCCCUGCCUCAUCAGUGACGGCCGGGGGCGUUUGGGCCGCACCGACCCGACCAUCGAACUCAACGGGCUCAACAAACUCAUCAACGUCACUCAACUCCAACGACAGAGAUCGACAGUACAACCUGGACAUGGACUUUGAUUAGAAGAAGCAUGGACAGUGAGCACAGUGUCAUGCACUAUGAUUAAAAAGUAAAAAUAAAGUGAUAGUUAAUCGUGCUACACAGUGGUCGUUCUGUGAAGUGAUAAAGAAACUGCUAGAAUUCACAAACCCAGAUAUAGCGGGACGAUCAUUGUGUAAGUUACAUGCUUGUAACACAAUAUGAUACAAAGUGUGUUGAUUCAAAUGAAAUAAUUGUUAUCACCUAGGUGGUGGCAACAAAGGGGUAGGUGCUAUAUAAACUGGCCCAACCCUCUUACAGGUUAGGGGCAAAACUACUGUCACUACAAAAACUGACAACACAUUGCCUACGGUUUUUGUAGUAUGAUAAGUGAUCCUACAAAUUUAUUUGAGUCAACACAGAUGUUGCAAUGUGAAGUAUGUAUCCACACUUAUUCCUUUUAUAAUAAUGUCAUAUUAAUAAUAUUGUUCCAGUUAUAAAGGUGUUUUUUGAAAAUGCUGGAAAACUGACUAACUACUCAAAAUUUAAUAACAAUGAAUGUUAUGUUUUAUGAGUAUGACUUAAGAGUCUAGGUAUCAUUAAAAAAGAUUAAAAAAUAUAUUUAUUUUAUGUAAAUGUAUGUAAAGUUUCAAAAUUUAAACCUAUCAUUUUCCCAUACUGUAUGAUAGGAGAAUGGCUUAUUUUGUUUUUUUCUAUUUCACCAUUACUUUGACAAUCGAUAAGAAAUCAAAAAUUAGUUGAUGGCAGAUGACUGCAAGAUCAGUAUACAGUUUUUCAAAGUGCCAAUCAAGCAAUUGUUUUGCUUAUGGUUACAUUGUCAAACAUAAUUUUUAUCAAACUUGUUUUUACUUUUUAUUGAACUGUUUAUCAUGACCAAAUCUAAUCAAUCAAUCAAUCUUAAAGAUAAUCGGACCCAGAGUUACCAACAUAACUCAAAAAGCGGCGAUAAAGCAAAGUGGAAAGUGGCAAGUGGUGGUUAAACAGUUGAAUUGGAAUCCCAAGCUACUAGAAUGACAGCUGUUUGACACAAGAGACACAAGGCAGUGGCAAUGUAGAGCUGUAUACUAUUGGUUGAUAAGAUGAUGUCAGGUUUUUUUACAUCAUUGUGAAUGUACCAUAUUAAAAGUCGUGUGCCUUUUAUUUGUAAUAAAAAACAUGAUUGUUAAAAAUAAUAUUAUAGUCAUCAUUAAUACAAUAUUAUUAAUAUGUAGUCUUUCACUUGGGGGUUUAGUUUUUGUUGCAUAUACUAGUUUUGAUGGUGUUUUAUUAAAACAAACAUAUUGUAUAUAUUAAAGGUAUCAUUCACACCAUAGAAUUAUAGAAUAAUGUAAUUAAUUUGUUAUUGUUUGGUGUUACAUAGCAGUUCAUUUUAUCCUAGCAAUGUGUCUGUUUGUGGCAACACUCACACUAUUUAUGGCACCUGGCAUAAUAUGCUGUGUUCUGUAAUUGUCAUUAAUGCGAGCAUGCAUAAAGAAGUCUCACAAGUCUCUUAAGUGACUUCUUUUUCUUUGGACUAGUAUAAUGUUUACUUGAUAUCCAAUAUUAUCCUGGUCCAUAUAUUGCCUGCCUUAAGCCAGUGCUGUUCAUUAAAUGGUGUCAGCAGCGUCUUACGCAAGUUGACCUUAUAACCUUUUUUAGCAACUACAAUGUAAGACAGUAAUCUGGCUAGUUAAAUUAAAUUACAUACUAAGAAGGGUUCAGGUCAGAAGGUCGGUUGGUUGUAAAUAAUAUAACAAUACCAAAACAACUAGUCUGUCUUUAAGCAUAAACCCAUAUAUCAUGCGAAAAGGUUAAGAAGAAUAAGUAUGUUGCUAGUUUAAUCCGUUAUAACUGUGUGGUUAUGUUUAGAGGUUAAAUUGAACCUCAAUUUUAACUAAGUGCCAUGCUGUCUACAGUAUUUUGAUGUGCAGCUCCAUCAUAAGUGUUUCUUAACCUGAUAAUUUCUUUAGUGUGAAUGAUGCCUAAGGACAUUGCCUGUUAGGAAUAUAUAUAUGUAUAUACAUAUUAUACAUAUGAAUAAAAGAUUUGUAGUGUGUACAUAUAGAUUAAUAAAUAUUUAAUAAUAUUUUGUUUAGUGUGGCUGUAUCAUUCUUUACCAGAUGUCUCAGGGUCCAGUUGCUUUAUGCCCUACACCAUAUUGACUUUGAAGUGACGGUUUAAAUUAUAGUAUUGGAAUACGAGCAGAUAUUUGUUUGUUUUGUGUCAUAUGUUAUAAUAAAAUAUUUUUGUGGAUGAGAUGGAUGUGGACCACUUCUAACUACGCAUCUCUAAGACAUCAUGUUUUAAAAAGCUCACAUCACAGAAUGUGUCAGUAAUUGAUGUUGCAAAAUUGUUAUUUCUUAAGAAAUUGUAUUCAUAUUUUGAUAGUAAAGACAUUUUACUGCUUUCUUACUUACUGGAAUUGAUAAAAUGUUUGCACUGGAUGUGAUUACGCUUAUUUAAACACCAUUUGGCUCAAUAAGGUCUGAUACGAUCGAUCAGUUAUGUGUUUUUAGUAUGCUUCCACUCUGAGACUCUGAUACAGUUUGGAUGUAGCCAAUAAAUUAGUUGAGUAUACAAACACUUGUUAUACAAAAAAAAAAUCUAAGUUAUUACACUAGUGAUAUGUAAUCUACCUACAAAAAAACUUUGAAUAUGCAUAAUGUAUUCAACUAUUUUUCUUUUUAUUUUAUUUAAAAAAAAACUGCUGAAUUAAUUGUAAAUUUUGUAAAUAUCCUAGUUAUAGAAAAUCGUUGCUGUUCACUAUUUAAAUAUAAAAAAAUAAACCAUAAGUUAUGGUUUAAAAAGGUUUCAUGCAGUCAUAGUAAAUGUAAUAAUUUUCAUUUUUGAAAUUGAUAGUAAAUCAAACUAGCGGGGAAGUUUAUUCAAAAUGGAUGAAUGGGACUCAACUUUUGAAGUAUGGACACUUAUAUUUAUAUGCACGCAAACGUUUGAGUCAUUUACCAACACUGAAAAAUUGUAAAUACAGAGGAUAGCUUUAAAAUAACAUGUACUACACCCAGCGAAUGAAAAAAACAUAGAAUUCGCCCAAAAUUGCACACGGCUCCACGAAUUUUUUUUGUUCUGCGUCCUAAAGUUUAAUGAUUUCCAAUUUAAUGAUUUCCUGGUUAAUAAUAAACAAACACAAAUACCUUUUUUUUGUAUAAAGUUAGCUUUUGUAGUCGUAGUAAAAAUACUCAUUUUUAUUUAUUUUAUAAAUUUUAAUUAUUUAAAAUACGUUACAAAAUACCGCGCGAUCCGAGUUGCGUUUUAACGUUCCGACAGAGCUAGAUGGCACUAGAAUGAUGACAACGAUCAGGUGUUUUGUAGAAGUCCAGAAUAACUGUAAAUGUCAUCGCGAUUGUGUAAAUAUGAUGCUGAUGCAUUUUUCUAUAUAUGUGGACAAUUUAUUAAAGUUCGAGACGCAAAAUACGAGCUGAAUGCAUCUCACGUUCUCUGUGGACCUUACAAAUAUUUUGAUCAUCCUGUUUGGAAUUAAGACAAGAUAUGGUCUCCACAUGUUGCUGUUAGUUAUUGUAAUAACUCUGAGGCGUUCCAUUUGGAAGGUGAGCAAACUUCGAUUAAACCGUGAAUUGAA